UGUUGUUUUGUUGGUGUGUUUUGAUUGUGACUGCUCAUUAUUUUUUACGUUUUUUACUCGCAGGUGACUCAUCGAAUACAGAUCGAAUAUAAAAAUUACUGUAUCUGAAAACAGCGAAAAACAUCGGUCAAAAUGUUUUCUAGUGGCCCGAACUAUACUAAGCUCAAGACUAACCUUCGGUUGGCUGUAAAUCGUUUGAAGCUCCUCGAGAAGAAAAAAACAGAACUUGCUCAAAAGGCCAGAAAAGAAAUCGCUGACUAUCUUAUCGCGGGGAAACCAGAACGGGCCAAAAUUCGGGUUGAACACAUUAUUCGGGAGGAUUUUCUUGUGGAAGCGAUGGAAAUCGUGGAGAUGUACUGCGAUCUGGUGCUGGCGCGGUUUGGAUUAGUCACGCAGAUGAAGGAUCUGGACGAGGGAAUCGAGGAAGCUGUAAGUAGCAUAGUGUGGGUUGCCCCGAGACUGCAAGCCGAUGUUCAGGAAUUGAAACUAUGCGCGGAUAUUUUCACUAUUAAGUAUGGCAAACAGUUUGCCGAAUCGGCUCGAGCAGCAAUUCCGCCGCAUAAGGUGUCAGACAAGCUGAUGCAUAAAUUGGCCAUCCAGGCACCACCGAAGCUACUGGUGGAGAAGUAUCUCAUAGAGAUUGCGAAAAUAUUCAAUGUGGACUAUGAGCCGGAUCCGCUGGUGAUGAAAGACGAUAAGCCACACCCGGAAAAUAGCAUACUGAUCGACUUGUCCGAUCGGAACAAUUUGGAUGGAGGGAGUGGCGGUGGUGGUUCCUCUUCUGGUGGAGGGGGUGGAGGAGCUCCAGCUCCCAUGGGUUUUAUUGGGUAUCCACAGCCACCCCCUCUACCGCAUCUUCCCCAAAUAAUUCCGUUCCACUAUCCGCCUGGUCCUAGUGGUCAACAAUUCGGCACAGCUUCAGCGCCACCAUUCAACUACAAUAUUCCACCGAAUCCGCCCGGUCCUCCGUUUGACGAAGAGAAGGAUUUGAACACCAAUUCAAAUUUCAUUCAUCAGGAAAAAAGGCUCAUGGGAGGAGAUGUUGGUCCUCCGCCAUCGUACGCUUCGCUGAGUCCAGAUGAUAAUAUGCAGAACUCUUCCAAACCGAAACCACAGCCACGAUCGAAGAUUUCACCGGAAAUGAACUUCCCAGUGCUGCCGAAUGUGCCGGCCGAUCUGCCAGACGUCCCCAUGGACAAUAGUCCAGGUCACCAGGAGGACAACGAUGAAAUCGAUUUUGACGAGUUGUCCAAACGAUUCGAGGAGCUGAAGAAAAGAAAAUAGAAUUCUUUCGUAAUAGUAGGAGAAGCUUGCACGUAGAGGUGUUUGAAGUUGAAUUUAUUUUAUCAAUGAUCAACUACCCAAAUAUUUACUUUUAUCAGUUAUCUAAACCAGUCACACUGUACUUGUUUAGCUGUUAAGCAUUGUAUUGUUUUGUGAAGAUAUAAAAUACUGCUAAUGAUAUACAAUGUAUUCUAAAAUAAAUAUUCUAUUGUCUGAA
Messenger RNA from Armigeres subalbatus, 1501 nucleotides. RefSeq names its product IST1 homolog (gene Ist1). Lineage: Eukaryota; Metazoa; Arthropoda; Insecta; Diptera; Culicidae. The record is from RefSeq and is a predicted model, not a curated record. The coding region runs from base 133 to 1284 and encodes 383 amino acids. The transcript has 3 exons. Gene Ontology annotation, biological process: protein transport.